Dicentrarchus labrax (European seabass) is the source of this 558-nucleotide messenger RNA. RefSeq names its product ATP synthase peripheral stalk subunit F6 (gene atp5pf). Gene Ontology annotation, molecular function: proton transmembrane transporter activity. Gene Ontology annotation, biological process: proton motive force-driven ATP synthesis. The transcript is spliced from 4 exons. Bases 162 to 488 code for a protein of 108 amino acids. Lineage: Eukaryota; Metazoa; Chordata; Actinopteri; Moronidae. The record is from RefSeq and is a predicted model, not a curated record.
CGCCCUUUUGACGUCCGCGAACGCCUCCCUGUCCCCACCACAAUCCCACAAUCCACCGCGGUCCUCCACAUUUGGAUCCUCUGCGUUGAGUGUCAAACCCAAGAGACACAGUCGCAUCUUCUGGUCCUGAUAACAAACCCCGAGGCUGUCCGCUCCUCCAGAUGGCUCUGCACCGGCUCUCCCAGCUCUCCUCCCUGCUGCGCUCCGCGGUGAGCCUGACCCUGCGCAGGAACAUCGGCCUCUCCGCCGUCCUCUUCAACAAGACCAAGGACCUCGACCCCAUCCAGAAACUGUUCCUGGACAAGAUCCGCGACUACAGAGCCAAGAGCAAGGCUUCAGGAGGCAUCGUGGAUGCGGGGCCCGCUUUCGACAAUAACCUGAGCGAGGAGGUCAGCAAGCUGCAGAGGCUAUACGGAGGAGGCGACCUUGAGAAGUUCCCUGAAGUUAAAUUCUCAGAGCCCAAGUUCGAGGAAGGCGGGGCCAAGUGAAUGCUGUCCAUGCUGUGUAUCUCCUACAUGUCACCAAUAUGUUGUAUUUAAUAAAAAGAUAGUGGAUUGA